AUGGCGAUGGUGCUAAAAAGGUUCGUAACUCUUAUGCAAUUCGACGUAAUGAUGAAAUCAAAGGUUCCUGUAUUGCAAUAUCUUGUUACUGCAAUAAAUAGUGAAACGAUUUAUCGCAGACUUCCGCUUCAGAAACUUGUUGAUCAAUUUCCCUUCUUCCUCUACCUCAUAACUUCAUUUGAAUUCCCACAAAGCAAAAACAAUUUAAACAUCUUAAAGUAUUUUUAUGGCAUACCUGCAGUGCAACAACUGAUACUUAAACUCCAGGAAAGAAAAACAUAA
Molecule: messenger RNA, 282 nt
Organism: Clunio marinus
Lineage: Eukaryota; Metazoa; Arthropoda; Insecta; Diptera; Chironomidae
Source: the annotation of a GenBank genome assembly